GCCGCAUGAAUCUCCCAGAUAUGCACUACCAACGAUAUCCGACCGCGGGAUAAGGGAACAGCGACUGCACGGUCAUUUGUGUCGAGGGAUCUUUGGGUCGGAACGAACUUCGCCAUCUAGCGACGAGGUUUGCUUUGGGCGCUUCAAGACGACUGCUAGGCGCCGGCGUCAGCCCUAGGACGCCUGUCUACCAAAUCGAUGAACGCGGUCUCUACAGUCUCUAUCGCCUGCCAUGAUCGAUGUAGCAUCCGCUCGAAACGCUGCAGGAGGACCACCUCACACGGAGAGGCAUCGGACAGAUGAGAAGACUCUUAGCUAGAUGUGCUCGACGAGAGACUGCACGGCAGUAGCAGCUGACCACGUACGGACUUCAACUGAAUUUGGGAAUGUAGGUCCAACUCGCAGACCAGUCACGCAGAAUACACUCGAGCUUGAUCUACUACGACCUCUCCGGCGAUCAAGAACGAUGAUCUUCGAACCUGAAGGUCUCCGGCGAAUGAAUGACCACAAAUCGUCUAUACUUCCUAGCAUUCUCUCUGCACUCCCUGCAGACGACAACGCUGCCUCCGACCCCGACGGCUCUGGUCUAUGACUGCAAUGCACUCUACGGCUCUCUCAACCCUACGCCGGACGUCUACCCGAGCAAUGCACACCACGACGACGAGACUUCGUGCGACGAAUAUGGCAGGCGCCUCAACUGCAGCCGUCUUUCUCCUGUCCUCGUGUCGCUGCACACUCAACCUGGGCUUCCUUGCAGCAAUGGCGCCUACGCGUCCGAAGCGGUAGACGACCGGGAAUACCAGGGAUGGACGGUAGUAUAAAGAGGACCGAAGUGUAACCCACUCACCAUCGACUCCCCUCAACCCUCCCUUGUCCAAGACUCCCGUUGGCUAUCUCCCCCCACCCCGCAGACAAACAAGCCAUGUCAACGC
This is a messenger RNA of Schizophyllum commune H4-8, 932 nucleotides long. RefSeq lists its product as uncharacterized. The record is from RefSeq and is a predicted model, not a curated record. The transcript has a single exon. The annotation marks the transcript as partial. NCBI's taxonomy places the organism in Eukaryota, Fungi, Basidiomycota, Agaricomycetes, Agaricales, Schizophyllaceae.